This is a messenger RNA of Gymnogyps californianus (California condor), 594 nucleotides long. RefSeq names its product B9 domain containing 2 (gene B9D2). The record is from RefSeq and is a predicted model, not a curated record. Gene Ontology annotation, biological process: cilium assembly. Gene Ontology annotation, cellular component: MKS complex. NCBI's taxonomy places the organism in Eukaryota, Metazoa, Chordata, Aves, Accipitriformes, Cathartidae. The coding region runs from base 62 to 592 and encodes 176 amino acids. The transcript is spliced from 4 exons.
CCGAGAGGAAGGUGCUGAUGGCCACCACCAAAGGCAGCUGCUCCGUGGAGGAGGCAGGAGCAUGGCGGAGGUGCACGUCAUCGGGCAGAUCGUGGGGGCCAGCGGCUUCCCCCAACGCCGCCUCUUCUGCAAGUGGGGGCUGCACGCCGGCGGCGCCUGGAAGCUGCUCUCGGGGCUGGGGUCCGGGCAGACGCAGGUGGACGACCCCCAGGCGGACGACGUGGCUUAUUGGUGUCACCCCCUCGACGUCCAUUUUGCCACCAAGGGCUUGCAAGGUUGGCCCAAGCUCCACGUGCAGGUCUGGCACCAGGACGGGUUCGGACGCAGCGAGGUGCUGGGCUACGGUUUCUGUCACGUGCCGGCCACCCCCGGUUGCCACACGCUGGCCUGCGUCACUUGGCGCCCGCGGGGGACCUGGCGGGAACGGUGGAGCCAACGUUUGGUAGGGGGGGGCCCCCAGCUCCGAACCCCCGAAGCCGCCGCCGCCGGCGCCGCCGAUCGUUUCCGCCUGCGCACCGAAGCCGCCGGCACCGUCCACCUGCAACUGGGCGUCCUCCUCCGGCACUUCGGCCGCUACGGCGUCGAGUGCUAGCG